CUUAGUUAGUUUCCAAAACUAGUAUAACAAGCCAAGUAUAUUUCCCACGGACUCAUAAUGUACACACUUUUUGAAUAAAAUUUGGAAUGUCAUUCUUUAAGGUGGAAUGGAAGCAUAAAUUCUUGUUGUGGAAUAAAAUAUCACUUCUUAUAGCCAAAGGCAGAUAUAAGAAAAUGGCGACCAUCUUUUUAGCAUCCCAAUCAAAGCAUCAUUACAUACUCCGUACGUUAUCUGAAGCAAAGAAUAUCACCUUUAGUAGGUCUGAUACCUUCAUAAAUUGAACUUCAUACGAUCUUCUCCUUUAUAAUCCUAAAGCAUAUGCACAUUCAAGCAACAGAAAACGAAAAAAAUGGAUCUUGAAUUCGGGUUCAAGGUCACAAGAAAAAAUGCAGAUGAAUCCAGCUCUUUGAAUUAUCAGUUUUCAAAAGAUGGAAGCAGCCUUCUUUUCCAGUCUAGUGAAACCAACACCAUGUUCAUCUUAACAGCCCAUCUUAGAGGUUAUGAGGAAGAUGAUAUAAAUAUCGAAAUAAGCCAGGAUGGGACUAUACUGGUGAUAAGUGGUGAGAAAACGGUUAAUGUGGCGGUUCUGGUGGGAUGGUGGAGGUACAAGAAUGGAAUAGAAACCAUGAAGUUCAGGAAAAGGUUUAGAAUUCCUGAGGGAGUGGAUUUGGAUGAAAUAAAAGCCAAUUUUACAGAAGGUGAUGAAUCAAUGUUAACUGUCUCAAUGCCAAAGACAGUGAAAGGAAUGUCCGGGACAGUGAUUGAGGAAAUGGAAGAGCCAGAUGUUAUGAGACAAGGCUCUGAAGCUCUGCAAAGGACCUCCAAGGAGUCUGAUAUCAUCAAGUCGGGUGAAGAAACAAUUGAAGGUCAUCAAGAUAAUUCGAAGGCGCCAUCUAAUCAUCCGUACGGUGAUCAAAAAGAGGAUCAAGAAGCUCUCCCAGAAGAGGAAAUGACCAAAGAUCAUCAUCAAGAAAUUGCAAAAAAGCCCCAUGAUCAAGAAACCAAACAAAGUGCUAUCGUCCAUGAGUCCUCCCCUCAGGGAAAAAGCGAAUCAAGUCCAAAAGAAAUGGAACCUAACCAUGACCAAACAGGCGAUCAAAAACCCGAGUCUUCGUCAGGAGCUAAAGCACAAGAGGAAGAACAUGAAAAAGAAGACGUGCUAUCUAAAAGAGCUGAAGCACAUGAAGAAGAAGAAUUUAUAUUACCAUCACGUGAAGCCGAGGUUGAAGAAGGGCAUGAUCAUCAUCACACAAGGGGAGAAGAGGGCGAAAAGAAAGAAGAUGAAAGUCGUGAGAAAAGCAGCAUGCUAUGUACUCCUAUUAUUUAUGUGGGCUCGGCAUUGUUCCUUUCUCUUGUAACCAUUUUGGUUCGAUUCUUUAGAUCUACAAAACAACCCCCGAGAACGAAGAACUAAUACAUAGACGCUUUUAAAAACAUGAUAAAUGUUUGUCUAAUUUGUUUGAUAAGUAUUCCAUGUAUAUACUUCUGAGAUGAGACAUAUUAAUUUUUACUGCAAGAAUGUUUUCAUUUGGAUGUUGUUGUAAUGUUUUCAUUUGGACCAAGAAACUGAAAUUAAGAAGUGAAGGAUGUACAUAGUA
This is a messenger RNA of Cuscuta epithymum, 1598 nucleotides long. The record is from the annotation of a GenBank genome assembly. NCBI's taxonomy places the organism in Eukaryota, Viridiplantae, Streptophyta, Magnoliopsida, Solanales, Convolvulaceae.